Messenger RNA from Naegleria lovaniensis, 5289 nucleotides. RefSeq lists its product as uncharacterized. Gene Ontology annotation, biological process: cyclic nucleotide biosynthetic process; intracellular signal transduction. The coding region runs from base 1 to 5289 and encodes 1762 amino acids. The transcript is spliced from 4 exons. Gene Ontology annotation, molecular function: phosphorus-oxygen lyase activity. Lineage: Eukaryota; Heterolobosea; Eutetramitea; Acrasida; Naegleriidae. The record is from RefSeq and is a predicted model, not a curated record.
AUGACGUCAACACAACAAAGACCAUCCAAUGAAGAUAUGGCUGACAUGGAUACUCUCUCAGGCGCCACAAGUCCCCAACAACCACAAGUCGCGACAAUAGCUCAACAACACCUUACUAGCAUUCCCAAAUCGGUGGCCAGUGAAAGUUUGGCACUCACUGGAACCAGCAAUGCAUCGUCAGAUUCCAUUGGAGCCAAUGGUUCCCUUUCCAAAAAGUUGAGGGACAAGAUGUUUUCCUUUCUUGUUUCCUUAAAUCCCAAGCAAGCAACGAUUACUUCAUGGAGAAUGGCACUCUUUUCCAUAUUUCAAAACUGUCUCGUGUUGUACAUGAGCGUGGUCUUGUCAUCCCUCCCAUCCACUCUCAAGGAAGAAGAGAAAACAAAACCACUUUGGGGAAUCAUUCCAGCAUGGAUUCAUCGAGUCAUGUUCUAUCCUAUCACAUUGGGCGCAGAACAUUAUUCCUAUACGGUCGUGACUGUCUUGUCUGCAUUGUUUCUUGGAUUGGAAUUGUUGACACUGUGCUUGUAUGCUCUCUUUUAUCUAUUGCACAGUAAGGGAAACAAGUAUAGUGACAAGAUCAAAACACUCAUUCGUCCAAUCACAUUAUUCAUGUUGAUGUUUACGAACUGGAUGGUAUGGAUUCAUUGCAUUCCAAUGUCGUCGUCGGCUGUAUCAUCCUCUUCUGAAGGAGCUCAUGCCUUGCCUCGAAACGAAUACUUUCCAACAGUGAUUAUGACUUCCACCCUUAAUAUAAUAUUCAUGGUUAUUGGAAGUGUGGGAGUGAUUCUGAACAUGAUGGUCGUUGGUUUGGGAGUUGUAUUGAGUGAGGAAACUGUUCCUCCGACACACACUUCACUCUCACUGUUUGGAACUUUUUCAUUGGAUACUGGAGUGGCCAUUUACAUACUGAAUCAAGUGUGUGUCGUGUUGAAUGUGUUACUACAUGUGAAUAAUGUUGUGGCUGUGAGUGUGGUCAAGUUCGUAUUGAGUCUAUUGUUGGCAUGUUACUUUCUGUAUCGUUUGCCUUAUUACAAGACCUUUACAAAUUCAGUCGUAUUUGGAUGUCUGUGUGGAAAGACUUUGGGAUGUCUUGGACCCAUAAUUGUUUCUGCCAUAUGGACUUCUCGUGGUACAGUUCAGUUAUUGCAACAGGAGGAAGAGCAGACGUACAUUUCACAACUGGGAGGAAUCUUUACAGGUGUGACCCUCGGAUUGCAAUGUUUAGGGAUAAUAGUUGGAACUGUGAGUUGUGAAUUGUAUUUGAGAUUUGGAGUAUUGAAUGUAGUCAAAAAAGUCAUUUCACAACAUUUGACCGACAAACACUCUGCCAUUCAAAUUUACAAUUCCUUUCAAGAAAACAAAUCGAUGCGAAAGCUCAUUCUCUUUUUAAGACUAUCCAUCAGUGAUUCUUUUUCUUCCAAACACGACAAUGCAUUGGAAUGGUCCUUACAAUUUUUGAGAUUGUGUGGUACCUCAAAAACAUUCACAAAUGUAGAUUUUCUACUCAUUGGUGCUAUUAUUACAAGUUUUUACUCACCCCAAGAAGAGGUAUAUUCAUCACAUUCAUUGGCUCUUUCCAUGCUCUUGCACGCGAGAAAGAAUAAUCCCUCUCUUUUACAAUCCUAUUUUAUUGCAUUGAGAAGUAAGGAAAUUGAGUCCAAUAUGGAAAAAUUCUCAAUGAUGAAUGUCGAUUUGAAACAAACACUCCAAUCUCUACAAAAGAAGCAACAAGCCAUCAUUUAUUUUCACAAAGAAUUAUUUAAGGAAUUAAUAUCAGAGACAUGUUCCAAGACCAAAAUUGAAAAUUUGAAUCGAUCCUCAGCAAAACUCGUUCAAGAUUGUGACUCCAUGUACAAAACUCUCAUGUUGAAAUAUCGACAUGAUCCAUCGUUAUUGAGAUCCUAUGCACACUUUUUAGAGAAAUUUAUGUGGGAAAAGGAAAUGGCAAAUGAAUUAUUGGAAGAAGUCAAUGAUGCCCCCGUCGUUAACGGUGAAGAGGACACCUCUCGUAAAUUAAUGAGCUAUCAUCCAACGAAUAUGAAAACUUUAGGAAUUCCUUCUCGAAUUAGUUGGAGAGGAAAUAAUCGAGUUCAUCCAUCGUCGACAGGAUCCUCUUUCCGUUCCAAUCACAUUGGUGUCAACUCUCCAAAUGUAAUAGCUGCAACCAACUCGGUCAAUGAUAAAGCAAUCGAUGAAACCAUUGCAGAAGAACCAAUGACUGAUGAAAAUUGGGACUCUGUGAGCGUGGAUGAAGAAUCUCUCAAGAAGGAAAAUUUAUUUCGUUCUGCAACUAAUUCUCGAGAAGAUGAUCACUGGUUCAAAAGUUUCUUCUCCAUAUUUAUGUUCUUUUCAUUGUUGGUGGUCGCAUUGAUCUUUUCUGCAUCCAUGGGUGUGACUCAACAACUCUCUGUGAGAAUUUCAUUGGAAGAACAAGUGUGCUCUUUAUCUGGAAUUCCUCAUCUCAUACUGACACAUAUUCGAACUUCACAGACAAAAUUCAGACUUUCCAAAACUCCUGAAGAGAUUCAAGAAGUACCACAGGUUCAUGAAAAAGCAACUGCCCAACUCGUGUCCUUACUUGAAAAAGUAGCGCAUGUGAAAAGUGCUUCUGAAUCUGGAGCGUUUAUUCCUGAAGUGGUGACAACUUUCACAGAAGUGAAAUGGCCAUCGAUGAUUCCCAUUAAACAAUCGGAUGAGGAAGCAAUACCCAUCUAUGAACAAGGAGUAUCGUCCAUAAGUGCCUUUGUGGAUAAUGUUCUCAAUCAGGGAGAAGAAAUUGUAGAGGUGAUGAGGAGUGGAGAUUUUAUUACAUUUAACAAAACGAGAUCUAAUUAUCCUCUUCUAUUCUUUUACCUUAAUCGAAGAGAAAUGACAACAGCUUUUGAUUACUUGUGCACGUCCUAUAUUUCAAGUUCAAACAAUGACAUUGACCGAAUUGGAAAUAUCUUAUUUGGAGUGUGUGGAUCAGUGCUUGGGCUCUAUUUCAUAUUUUGUUUAUUUUAUAUUGUCAUGAUGCGAAAUCACUUGUUGCAAUUUAAUAGACUUGUCAAAUUCCUUUAUAACACUCUUCCCAAAGAUGAGACAGGUAAAAUUUACCACAACUUGGAAAAAGAAAUGACCGAUCCAUUUAGAGAAAAUUCCUCUCGGCUCACACCUGCCAUUGUUUUCACACUUCUCACUUUACUAAUUAUAGUAUUGGUACUUGCUUCAAGUAUUUGCAUCAUGAUGGAGUUUGAUACCAAUCGCCAAAAAACAGCCUCUACCAUGAAGACCAUUAACUUAUUUAACACAGUUAUGAGAACUUCCAUGAGAGUGGUAUUUCGAUUAUUGGAAAUGGUUCAAAAAAGCAAACUCAUGCUCAUUUCAUGGAAUGUUGUUCGAGGCGAUAACACCAUUGAACUUGCCAAUUGCAUGAUUGCUUGGAAGGAAAUCGUAGUAGGAGGAAAUGAAACCAAUUACAAAUCUGCAGUGAGAGGUCUCAGCGCUGAAAUUGAUUCUCUCCUGUUAGGAAAUUCUUUGACAACCUGUCAACAAUUGUUGAAUCAUACCAAUAGCACUUUGAACGGUACUACAACAAUGUUGUCUAAUGUCACAACUGGAAGGACCCUGACUCAACUUGAACAAACCUAUGACUGUAUGGGCAUGGACAAAUUAGUGACCUUGUUUGUUGAGGCAGCAACAGAAUAUAAUUUCGACUUUUUUGCGGAAUUUUACGAACCUCAGAAAGCUCUCCAAUUGUAUUUUGGUGAGAUUUACUUUUUAGCAGUAUCAUUGUCAGAAAAAUUAUUUACCUUUAUUUCAACCUAUGUGAAACGUGAACAACAACCACAGCUGAUCAUGAGUGUGUGUAGUUUUGUGCUGUUUGUGAUUUUGGGCUCAUUAUGCAUGAUAUGGAGUUUUUCUUCGCUUACUAGUUAUUGGUAUGAAAAAUAUUACAUGAGAAGAAUGUUAAAUUAUCUUCAUUGGGAAAUUGUAGAUCAAAAUGAGGAAUUGAAACAAUUUAUAUUGAGUCACAAAAUUCCAAAAUCCAAACAAACACUCGCUCAUGUACAAUCUCUUCGAAAUUUAACGGACCGAUUGGGACUCUCUAAUUUUAUAUUUUUCAAUGAAACAUCAUCUGAGAGUUCAACUUGUUCAUGGAGUGACACCUCAAGUCAAGAAGAUCCCAUGUCCAUGACGAAAUCCAUUAUGAAUGCAGCUGCCGAUGGAGCCAUUGUUUGCAAUGCACAAGGAAAUGUUAUUAUAUUUAAUAAGGCAGCAGAGGAUAUGUUUGGAUAUAAGCAAAAUGAAGUGGUUGGAACAUUACUAUUGGAUUUAUUGUAUCAUCCAGAAUCGAAUUCUAAAUUACAGAAAAUUAUUUCGGAAAUGACAGUUGCCAAAAAUGCAUUUUCCGAGUUGUUAGAAAUUACUUGCUCGAGAAAGAAUCGAACGACAUUCUCUGCAGUCGUUUCAUUAUCUGUGAGUUUCUUCAAUAGAAAGCCAAUCAUUGCAUGUUUUGUGAAAGAUAUUACCAAUGAAAAGAAACAAACGACUCUCAUUGCAGAGGAGAAGAAGAAGAGUGAAGAAUUAUUGUUAAAUAUUCUACCGUUACCUGUGGCCAUUCGUUUGAAACAAGGAGAAGCAUCUAUUUGUGAAAAAUUUAAUGAUGUGACUGUUUUCUUUUCAGACAUGGUUGGCUUCACUUCUAUGAGUAGUGCCAUGUCUCCCAAUGAAUUGAUCAUUCUUCUCAAUGAUAUUGUUCACAAUUUUGAUCGUCUCACUGAAAAGUAUUACAUUGACAAGAUUAAAACUAUUGGAGAUGCCUAUUUUUGUGUAGCUGGUGCACAUGCUUCAAAAGCUUCAGAUCACACUGAACGAAUGGUCAAGUUUGCCAUUGACAUUUUUGAUUUUCUUCAUACAUUCAAUAAGGAGAAGGGAAAACAGAUUAAUGUUCGAAUUGGAAUUCAUACAGGAGAGUGCGUAGGAGGAGUUAUUGGUCACAAGAAAUUUGCAUACGAUUUGUGGGGAGACACGAUCAAUACCGCUUCAAGAAUGGAGAGUACAUCUAUUCCAGGUAGGAUUCAACUUUCAAGAUCAUCCUAUGAGAGAGUUUGGGAAAGUUUUCAAUUUGAGGAGCGAGAAGCUGUGUACGUAAAGGGCAAAGGAGAAAUGAAAUGUUACUUACUUCAUCAAAAACAUCACUUGCCGGCAUUGUGUGAAAAUCAUGAUAUCAACUCAAAUGAAUGUGUAGAUCAGGGAGAAAGUGAAAAAUUAACAAAAGAACUGAUUGAGAGUACGAAGUUGCAGUAA